This is a messenger RNA of Neoarius graeffei (lesser salmon catfish), 2882 nucleotides long. RefSeq names its product vascular endothelial growth factor Ba (gene vegfba). The transcript has 8 exons. The coding region runs from base 912 to 1634 and encodes 240 amino acids. Gene Ontology annotation, molecular function: heparin binding; chemoattractant activity; growth factor activity. Gene Ontology annotation, cellular component: membrane. The record is from RefSeq and is a predicted model, not a curated record. Lineage: Eukaryota; Metazoa; Chordata; Actinopteri; Siluriformes; Ariidae. Gene Ontology annotation, biological process: vascular endothelial growth factor signaling pathway; induction of positive chemotaxis; positive regulation of angiogenesis.
CAGUUGCUGAAGGGCAAGCAGGAGGCACAAGACCAGAUCCACCUAGCCAGCAGGCCUCCAUGAUCUCAUACUCAUCCGGUUUCUUAUUCGCGACCAUAUCUACUUAUUUAAAAAAAAAAACCGCAUAGUGGGAGUCAUCACUUCAUCGUAGCUGAGAUCACAUCCCAAUAGGAGAGUGGAGUGAGGCGCGCGAUUUCACUUGGGACACACACACACACACACACAGAGAGAGAGAGAGGAGCUUGCGCGAGAGAUGCGUCACUGGAACCCGCGUGUCAGGGGCAUAGAAACCGUCCUCACCGCCUUUUGGGAUUUGACCAUUCUGGAUAUAUUUCACUCAUCAUUCCAUUUGGAAUAGGAUCAGUUAGCUCGGAAUAAUCACACUACCCAGUGGCCUAUAUCUCCUGGUUCUCAUAGCUGGAUUUCUAUCUAUAGGCUGUGCAAUUCUCUUCUGCAAUAUCGCCGGUAAUUGCGAUCUAUGGAAUUGUACCGGCGCACGCGACCACCUCCACCUCCUCAGUGUUGAGAGUACCAACAUUUGGAUCGCUUCUGAUUAGAUCACCGAGACACGGGACUUGCUUCUAUUACGGUAUGACAAAGAGCCGAGGGGAUCCGCGUGUCCCUAACUCUGAAUUAAAUCUCCAGUUGGCUCGAAGUGAAGGAGAAGAAGAAGAAGAAGGAGAAGAAGAGAAAGAAGGAGUUGGGAGUCUGGCUGAUCUCAUUGUGCAACUUGUGAUUUUGUAAUGAUCUCAGUGGUUUCUGAAGACUUGCAUGUUCCAUUAACAUUGUCAUGGUGUCACUUUCGAGGACUGGUGAUAACACUGACAAAGGAGAAAAGUGAGGACUGCAACCAAGGAACCGAGGAUCCAGGUCUAUAAUUUAGAGAACUAUUUUGGACUUGAACAGCAACAAUGGGCACAACGCUACAAGUUAUUCUGGGCAUGUUUCAGUUCGUGUCACUCACCAGAAUGCCAACACAGUGUGCCAAGGCACCGCUAGCUCAAUGGCAGCCCUCAGAGAGUCACGGAUCAGGACAAGUGGUUAGGUGGAUGGAUGUGUAUCAGAGGAGCGGCUGCCAGCCCAGAGAGACGUUGGUGGAGGUGUGGAAGGAAUUCCCGUGGGAGACACAUCACCUCUUCCUGCCAUCGUGUGUGUCAGUGAAACGUUGUGGUGGCUGCUGUGGCGAUGAGGCUCUUGAAUGCGUGCCCUUGCGCACAGACACACUCACCAUGGAGCUUAUGAAAACUACAUACAUGAAGCACGAACUGGUGCAGUUACCCUUCGUAGAGCAUAACCAGUGUGAGUGCAGGCCAAAAGUGGAUCUUCAUACAGAGCCAACCAGGCAAGACCCACGGCCAACGAGGAAAGGGAGGAAAAGGGAGAGGGGGAAACCAAAGCGAAAGAAACAUGUCAAGAUAAAACUGACGACUCCAGCACCUGCAUCUCUUGCUCUUCCAGCUAGCAUUGGGCCUUCUUCCCCCGCCGAAGAGCAAUGCCCGCCCUGCCCCAUGCGCAGAAUGACGUCACAGCCUCCGACGUGCGAGUGUACAUGUACUCUAAAGGAGCUGAGCUGCACCAAGAGAGGCAAGAGACUCAACCAGCAAAGCUGCAGAUGCGAGUCUAUAAGAGCGUAAUGAAAUGAGGGCUCCUUCCUUCCUUCCCUGGUUAAGAGCACUGUACCUUCAUCCAUCUUUCAUGACGGUGUCUUUAUCGUGGAGCCAUAGAGCAGAAGUCACCUCAACAAGAGUAGUGGAACCUCCUGCCACCCACCUCUACACAUUUAGUGCAGUAUUAGAUGCAUGUAUUUAACUCGGUAUCCGUGUCCCCGGUAGUGGUGCGUGUGUGUAUACCGCGUGUCUCCCGAUUCUCAUCGCUAAGCCUCUGAAGCAUCAUGCCGCAACAGCUCCGACAGCCAGUCAUGCGUAGUGGGACAAAGUGCUAGUGGAGUCCCAGGAAAAGCAUGGUGCAUUCCAGUGGACUGGAUUAUUGUGCUAAUCCGUGCUACUACUCAAAAUCUUAUAAUAGAGCUAAUCGAUCCAUCACCCCUACAAGACUGUGAAUAAAUGUCACUGGUUGGAAAGGAAAGACUUCGCUCAUAUGACUGAUCUGGAAGCUGGAAUUCACAGUUUUAUUGAUGUUCAAAUAACAAAGAGGACACCGUUUUUAAAGAAACUCCAGAACUUAAAUGAUGCCAACCGUAAAUUAGGUUGCAGGACGUUCAAUCGUUAAGAUGUUCCCUAUCUGCCUUGAGCAUCUCCAUAUACCGUACUGGGACUGAUAGAGAGACUGGUAUUGAGAUGUGCUGAAUGGAUAGAUGGGCAGGCGUCUGUGUGGUCUGAGUAUAGAAUGAUAAUGAUCUGUGUGACAGGCCUGAUUUAUUCUCAGCCCCCAUAAGCCCAUCACGUGGCCUCCAGGACUGUAUCAAUGAGUCUUAUUGUGUUUGUUUGAUUUGCUUUUUGUCUGGCGCUUUCCUUUGGGGAAUAAAUGAGACUUUCCCUCAGGCCAGGCAGUGAGGGGAAUGUCAAUAGUAAAGAGACCUGGCUAUAUUCCACUGCUGAUUGCAGCACACACUCACACGCACACCAAAAUCUCUCUCUCUCUUUCUGUCUCUCUCCACACACACACACACACACACACACUACUUCUCUUUCUGUCUUACUUUACUUACGUACUUGCAUUAUUAUUUUGGAAAUUUCCCAUGUUUCUACCUCUUUCUUUUUGUAAUUCGACCUCUCUCUCUCUCUUUCUCUUUCUCUCUCUUUCUCACACACACUCACAUAACAGGUGAUUAUAAGCUUUUCUUUAUUAGUACUAAGAGAAGAAUUCAAAUUUAUUUUACAUGUUUAUAUCAUUAUAUUCUGCUGCCAUGUAAGUCUUAGUAA